This is a messenger RNA of Gossypium raimondii (Peruvian cotton), 1594 nucleotides long. RefSeq names its product B3 domain-containing transcription factor VRN1. Bases 119 to 1363 code for a protein of 414 amino acids. The transcript has 6 exons. Lineage: Eukaryota; Viridiplantae; Streptophyta; Magnoliopsida; Malvales; Malvaceae. Gene Ontology annotation, molecular function: DNA binding. The record is from RefSeq and is a predicted model, not a curated record.
AAAAAUCUUAUUGCAUAGCAUAGAAAGUGUCAAAGGAAUGUAAGAAGUUGAUCAUCACAGUCUCUGAGUGUCUGGUGGUCAAACAACAACAUAAAGCUAGCUACUCCAAAAGAAAACAAUGUCACAGCCAACGGGUCCAUCUUUGCCUCACAAGAAAUCCUGCAUCUUCUACAAGUUAAUGGUGGCCUCCAUUCUUCAUGACAAGAAGCUUCUGCAAUGUUCAAAGCAAUUAAAAACAUGCUGUGUUGUGAUAAAACUGAAUGAUGUAUCGAAAAAGAUCCCGAAUAAGUUUGUCAAGAAAUUUGGUCAUGAACUCUCUUCGAUCGCUACACUUAACGUUCCCAGUGGUCGUCUCUGGCUAGUGGAAUUGAGGAAAGAAAACAAAAGAGUGUGGCUUGAUUGUGGUUGGACUGUGUUUGUUGAAUACUAUUCUAUCUGCAGUGGUUAUUUCUUGGUCUUUAGAUAUGACGGGAAUUCACAUUUCAAUGUUCAUAUAUAUAAUCUGAAUGCUUCGGAGAUAAACUAUCAGUCUAAUGGUCUAAAUGAUUCUCGAGAACCUGGUCACGAUAAACAUUUAAAAGAUGUAGAAGAUGGUGCCUUUGCUCAGAUUCUGCGUUCUCAACCUACAUCAUCUAGUUCAUGCUUUUUGAUUGAUGAUGAUUUUGAUGAAUGUGUAGAUCAUGAUAGGAAGAAACGUAAGAACUCUACAUUUCUUGAUCAGAAAAACAAUGUGGAUGAUUUACGAGCAACGGUUCAAUCCACUCGAGACAAAGGCAUUCAGUUUAAUGGGGUUGAGCUUACAAGUGCCGCAGAUGAAGGUGGACUGAAUUUCUUGAAUGGAACACAAAAGAACACCAAAGAAAUAAAACAAGAAAUCGAACCCGAUAUAGAUGAAUACAAGUCAUUAGGCAAAUUCAUUGUGAAAGAAGAGCUUCCAGCCAUGAACUCCCCAAGAAGCGAUCAUAAGAAACGGCGAGAUGCAACGGCAGAAGGAAAACAGAUUGCUUUACGUGCAGCUGCAAUGUUCAAACCCGAUAAUCCUUUCUGCAGGGUUAUCCUACGACCAUCCUAUGUAUACAAGGGAAUAUUUCUACAUAUCCCUCGCUGCUUUGCUCUGAGAUACCUGAACGGAGUUGAUGGGAUUGUUACACUUCAGGUGUCCGAAGGGAAAAAGUGGCCAGUCCGAUGUAUUUAUGGGCAGAGCAGUUGGAAGUUUAGCAAAGGAUGGGCUGAAUUUGUCUUGGACAAUAAUUUAGACGAAGGGGAUGUUUGUGUAUUUGAGCUGAUUAGCACAAAGGAGAUUGUGCUGAAAGUUACCAUAUUCCGUGUUCUUGAAGAUGGCGUAGCAGUGAACCAACUAUAAUCCCGUCAUUUGUUUGUUCACCAGCUAAUACUGUCAGGAGUUGAUCAUACUUGUCUCUGCAUAUCAAUGCUUGUAUUUGUAGCGUUAGGUUGCUUCAUGCUUCAAUGUGAAAGCCUUUUUGAUGUUUCAGUGUGAAGAAAAGUGUCCAUAUCUUUGUAGCCUAAUGUGUAGAAAACUAGAUUCCUAAUUGUUGGAAUUUUAUUAUGUAAAUAUUCUAUGUUUUGCCCUUAA